CUGGAAAUUCAGUCUAACCCGGAAAGAAGUAGCAGUGCUCAACUUUCAACAUCGUCAGGUACUGAUGUUGAGGUCGGUGUUGUUAGCUUUGAUCAAGCAUUGUGCUCAACACUGGAGGGGGGAGAGUCUUUUAAGAAGAUGAAAGUAAAUUUCGGUGAAUUAGAGGGAAAUGCGAUUGGAUCAGAUAUGGAAAGUGACAUUGAUGAGAAGCUAUGGUGGAGAAAAUCGUCCUUACUUGAUGCAGAUCGAGUGAUAUCAAUUAUGACCACUAUUCCACAUGAAAUUGGUCUCGACGCACAGAAUUUCCACUGUCCAAUGUGCCGGAAGUUGAUUGGCUCAGAAUUCUCCAACUACGGCAUUUGCGGAAUCGAUGGAUUAUACUACUGCUCCGAUUGUAUGAGUGCUGGUGGUGAGGUGGCGAUACCAUCGCGUAUUUUACGCAGCUGGGAUUGGAGACCACGACCUGUAUCUGACCGUGGCCGUGCUUUCUUUGAAGCCAAUCAGUGCCUGAGGGAGAAACUCCAGAUCGCUUCCAUGUACCUUUUCAAUUGUCGUGAAUCGAUAGCUGAAGAUUUCCGAAAGCGAGUGUGGCCACGGAAUCAUUUGUAUAGUGACAUACAUGCUUACUCCGUCAGUGAUAUGAUUCUACUUCGUAGUGGUUUACUGGAGAAACAGGUUACGGGAUUCUUAGCGCACGUUAUUGAUCACAUCAUGCACUGUUUUUUAUGUCGUCAAAAAGGUUUCGUAUGUGAGGUGUGUGAGGCUCGAGAAGUCAUCUAUCCGUUCCAGACGGAGACCACAUAUAAGGUGUGUGGUUGGUUGUAUUAA
Molecule: messenger RNA, 828 nt
Organism: Angiostrongylus costaricensis
Lineage: Eukaryota; Metazoa; Nematoda; Chromadorea; Rhabditida; Metastrongylidae
Source: the annotation of a GenBank genome assembly